This is a messenger RNA of Scylla paramamosain (green mud crab), 3019 nucleotides long. RefSeq names its product troponin C, isotype gamma-like. The record is from RefSeq and is a predicted model, not a curated record. Gene Ontology annotation, molecular function: calcium ion binding. The coding region runs from base 114 to 581 and encodes 155 amino acids. Gene Ontology annotation, cellular component: myosin II complex. Lineage: Eukaryota; Metazoa; Arthropoda; Malacostraca; Decapoda; Portunidae. The transcript has 6 exons.
GGGAGGGGUCGAUGAGGGUGGCGGAAGGAGGGAGCUAAGCAGCAGUAUAUAAACCUGAGAGUGGCAGGCAGCUACUAGUGUUCUCCUGUAGUUCCUCACUCAAGACCGCCAAGAUGUCUGACGCCGACUUGCCCGAUAUUGACCCCGAGCAGAUGACAGUGCUCAAGAGGGCGUUCGACAGUUUCGACUCCGAGAAGAAGGGCGCCAUCUCCACGGACACGGUGGGCACCAUACUGAGGAUGAUGGGGCAGACGGUCAGCAGGUCUAUACUGGACCAGGUCAUCAGCGAGGUGGACGUGGACGGGUCGGGCGAGCUGGAGUUCAACGAGUUCGUACUGCUGGCGACCAAGUUCAUGAACGAGGAUGAUGAAGAAGAACUUAAAAAGGAACUUAAGGAAGCAUUCAGACUGUACGACAAGAAGAGCCAAGGCUUCAUCCCCACCAGUGUGCUGCGCGAGAUUCUGAAAGAGCUGGACAACAAACUGAGCAACGAGGAGCUGGACGGCAUCAUUGACGAGAUCGAUCAGGACGGCUCCGGCACUGUGGACUUCGAUGAAUUCCUGGACAUGAUGAUGGGCUAAAGGGGGAGUCGAGGCCGCUCACCCCUUCAAGCACCUCCCCUCAACACGACCUUAAUGUUACAUCACGACCCGCCACCCAGACAGCGGGCGCUACUCCCAUGCACGUCCCCUGGAGGCAGCCCCGCCCACCAGCCCCCCCGCCCCGCCCAGCUUGCACGCCCCAGGCCAACACAGUCCCUCCUACUCUUACUGAUGAAGCCAAGAUAAGAAAACAACAGGAACAAGACCACCACUGUGAAUAAUAAUAAUAAUAAUAAUAAUAAUAAUAAUAAUAAUAAUAAUAAUAAUAAUAAUAAUGAUAAUAAUAAUAAUUAAGCUACAAUGACAAGUAUGCUAGUAUUUCCUUAAGAAAAUUCUAGUUCUAAGCUAUUGAUUCGGCCCCUCCCUUCCCCUUCCUUUCCUUUCACCUUCCUUCACUCAAGAAAAUUAAUGGCGUGUAUUUUAUAGAGGAGGAAAAACGAUAAAAUGUUGACGUUCAAAUAUUCUCUUUCUCUUCCAACCCACCACCACCACCACCACCACCUGUCUAUCUUUCGUUCUCACGCUCCAAGUGGUUAAGUAAAUCAUGUAAGAAUCUUAGUUUCCGGUAUAUUUUCUUUACACACUUGCAUUAGAGUGAGUCAAAUUACCACUCCUCCUUUUAUAAGCCUCUUGUAACAUUUUCCUACUUCUGGCAUAACUUUCUCUUUCUCCUCUUCCUCCUCCUUUAUUACUUCGUUCAUAACACGUUCCUUCCCCUUUUCCACUUUUUUUCAUUACUCAUUCAUCCCCCUCUUGUUUUUUUUCUUUCUUUCUUCCUUUUCACAACCUUUUUCUCCUCCUCCUCCUCCUCCUCCUCCUUUCCCAUUCCUACUUCUUUCAUAACCUUUCUCUCCUCCUCCUCCACCUCUUCCAUUUCCUCUGCCUCUUUCAUAACCUUCUCCUCCUCCUCCUUCACGUGGUAAAAGAUCAAGCGAGGGUCGGAGAAAUGACGUCAAAUCCUCAACUUAUCCUUUAAAAAUACACCCUUUACCCUCAACACCACCACCACCACCACCACCACCACCCGCGUAUUUUUAGCAACUAUUUUAAUAUCCGGGGCCACUUCCCUUCAAAUCAGACUAAAAAAUAUGAAAAAAACGUAAAGAUCACAAAAAAAUGUCCCUCAGUAUAUUUAGCUUUGAUUUUUUUCUUCUUUUUUUUUUCUUGUAAUGUUGUGGGGCGUCAUUACUGCCAAGGCCGCAAGUCAUGCAAAGGUUCGUUUAAGUUUUAAGUCUGUAAUAUCACGAGGUUUUUACUCUUUCGCUGCGAUAUGUAAAAGUCCAUCCAGUCAAAAGCACGUCAAAUCUUCAAAGCACCAAGGAAACGAAAGAAAAUAAAAAUAUAAGUAGAUUUCCCACUAUCCAACCUGUAUAAUCUUUUAAGGUGGCUGUAGAAACAAAAUAAACGUCUCAAGAGUGUUUAGUGAUUAAAGAACGUGCCAAAUAGCAGUGCAGAAGUUAAGGUUCAGAUACACUCACUGAAGCACUGGGUCCGCUUUCUCAACUCUCAACCGCCUCUGCGUCUUAUUUCGACUCUCUUAACAGGAUGGAGUGGAAGUUACUAUGAUUUUCAAGGGAGCUUUCAUGAUUCUAGUAAUACUUCAUGGGGUCUUAUCUAUAAGUGAAAUAAACACGUCCUAUGAGAACCCAAGUAAUAAUAUUCGUGGCUUUUGAAAUACAGUCCUUCUGAUAGCACAAAAUGUUUAGAUGCAGCUGUACUUCCAUUAAGAGUAAGGCAGACGUGAGUAGGCCUAAUCUUGACUUAACCCUUUCGCUGCUACUUGACAUGUUUCCUUCAUCACAAACUUCUCUAAAGCAUUUUUUUUUCUACAUCCACCUCUGAGCAUAAUACUGGCUUGACAUUGGAUCAUCUGCUGCUUUCAUCGUCUUUUCUUCCUUGUUGAUGCUCUGAGAGAUUUAAUACAUUGCGUUCUGUGUUGUGAAAGAGUUAAUUACGGCGCUAUGACUCCUUUGCUGCGGAACAUUCAAGUCAGUCAGUCAGUCAGUCAGUCAGUCAGUCAAGCAACCACCUCUUUAUUUUGAUCUGACAUCCCAACACUAAUGCUAAUGGCUGCUAGUGACUCACUCCCACACUAGUGAACAUCUGCACCACCACCACCACCACCACCACCAGUAGAGAGACUCCCUAUCUUCCCUGCCUACCUACUGUACACCUGUUUACCUGCCAGAAUACCUUUGACUAUAAUUAUUCUUUUUUUUCUAUCGUGUCUACCUGCCUGGUUUUUAAUUUUCUAUUUGCGUUUUGAGUUAUCCAAAUAUCUCACUCUCUCUCUCUCUCUCUCUCUCUCUCUCUCUCUCUCUCUCUCUCUCUCUCUCUCUCUCUCUCGUGUUGUCAUGUCAAGAGUUAUGGGAAUUCGUGUUAAAAAUUCUUUUAAGAAAAUAAAGAAAAAUAUCUGA